This is a messenger RNA of Hyalella azteca, 1337 nucleotides long. Its product is annotated as pentraxin-related protein PTX3-like. The coding region runs from base 530 to 1312 and encodes 260 amino acids. NCBI's taxonomy places the organism in Eukaryota, Metazoa, Arthropoda, Malacostraca, Amphipoda, Hyalellidae. The record is from RefSeq and is a predicted model, not a curated record. The transcript has 5 exons.
CCAAACAGCCAUUUUAAUAGGCGAAGAACUAUAGGUAUUGCGACGAGGAAAUGGCAUUUACAGUUCAAUUUUUGAACUAAAUUCUGUAAGAAAGUGUUGAGAAAAAUAUAUAUAUUUGGUACUACAAAUAACAAAAUAAUUCUUACAAGCGUCAGUUGAGACACAAUUGACCUGCAUCACAAUGUGAAAUAACAAUAAACAGUAUUACCAACGAUACAUAAUAUGCUGAGCAUUAUCUUAAUUACAUAAUAAUGCAUUAUCUUACUAGAAUAACUUAAUGAAAGCUUUGGUGCGACUUGACGAUUGUAAUGUAUUACGGCCUUUUAUUGGGAACAAGACGAACUAAAAAAGUGAAAUAUUAUCGGUAUUUCGUUAAGAAAUGAUGGGAAAAUUUCAAUGAUUCGUAAAUACUUGCGCGCAAAUCUAAAAUGGAUGAAAAAAUUACAAAAACAGAAGCUAGGUCAUUGAACACUUAUAUGUAAGUUUCUAUGACUAACUCAAUCCUUUCCCAGCAUCAGAGUAGGAAAGAAUGUUGCUUGUAAAUUGUAGUUUGAUUCUACUGGUGGCAGUUCUGGUACAAGGACAGAUCCAGUUUCCUGACUAUGGAGGCCAGGGCAACAGACAACGGCAGUGCGACGGGAUCCCCUACAUGAAGAUAACUCCACACCAGAGGACAAGCCCGUUCGUGCAGUACGAACAGUUCGCAACGAACGUUUCCCAACUGGACGAGAUCUCAACUUGCUUCUGGAUGAUGGUUGACGAUCCUCUUAGGCCAGCUACCAUGCUCAACUAUGCCAUGGACGAAAGGGUCAACAACGACAACAUUACGUUGCAGUAUCGCGGGUCAGAGUCGCUUUGGACCCUGGUCAUUAACGGUCAAAAUGUGUACAGAAGUAAAGCUCGUCGUCUCCAGGCUCGUAAGUGGACACAUUUUUGCCACUCAUGGAGCGGAAAAACGGGCGAGUGGUCGGUGUGGCAAAAUGGCAAUCUCAUCGAGUCUGACGUCAAUCAACAAAGCCGCGGUUGGAAGAUCCCGGCAGGCGGGGUGCUGGUAACAUGCCAGCACCAGAAUACCAUCCAGAACAACGGCGGCAGGGACAACGGUGAGGGCUUAGAGGGCAGCCUCACCCUCAUGAGCGUCUCGGACAAACAUCUCUCCACUGACUCAAUAUCAAGACGGUACGUGGACCAUGUUUCAAAGGAUUGCUCGCCGCGCGCUCGUGGAGAGAUCGCCGACUGGCUGAACACUCCCAGGCUGCGCUUUGGGGGAGUGCGGUCUUCUCGCGCGCAGGCUGUCUGUGGCAACUUUUAAGUCGACCGCAACACAAACUAUUUAA